This is a messenger RNA of Planococcus citri (citrus mealybug), 7609 nucleotides long. RefSeq names its product myosin heavy chain 10 (gene zip). Gene Ontology annotation, molecular function: actin filament binding; microfilament motor activity; ATP binding. The transcript is spliced from 35 exons. The record is from RefSeq and is a predicted model, not a curated record. Gene Ontology annotation, cellular component: cytoplasm; myosin filament; myosin II complex. Bases 310 to 6267 code for a protein of 1985 amino acids. NCBI's taxonomy places the organism in Eukaryota, Metazoa, Arthropoda, Insecta, Hemiptera, Pseudococcidae.
UUCGGAGAUCGUUUAUUUGUGUUUGUCAUCGGUUCUAUUCUACCACUCUUGUUUCGUUUGCACUUUCGUCUUAAAUAAUUAAAUUGUGCGCGUGUACUUGUAGAUUUGUAGAUUAAUUCGUUGUGUAAAUAGAAUGUGUUUAGUUUGUUAUUCUUUUUUCGAAUUCGAUGUGCUGUAACGUAAAAACGAUAGUGUGUUGGUUGAUGAUAUGGUUUUGUUUUAAUUAUUAGUUAAUGUUUUGACGAAUUUUUUUUUGAUUUUUUGUUGUUUCAAUCAAUUCGCGUUUUACCGGUAUCUAGUCUCAUUACAAUGGCGGAUGUCGAUUUGAAACCGGAUUUCACCGAUCCGGACUUGAAGUAUUUAUCCGUCGACAGAAACACAUUCAACGAUCCAGCCACUCAAGCCGAAUGGACUCAAAAACGAUUAGUAUGGGUGCCCCACGAUACGCAAGGAUUCGUAUCCGCCAGCAUCAAGGGAGACUUGAAAGACGAUUAUGUCGAAGUGGAAAUCGUGGAAACCGGCAAAAUGUCUAAAGUCCUCAAGGAUGAUAUUCAAAAAAUGAAUCCGCCCAAAUUUGAUAAAGUAGAAGAUAUGGCCGAGUUGACUUGUCUCAACGAAGCUUCAGUUUUGCAUAACAUAAAAGAUCGUUAUUAUUCCGGCCUCAUUUAUACGUAUUCCGGAUUGUUUUGCGUGGUUGUAAAUCCAUACAAAAGAUUACCCAUUUACACGGAAAAAAUCAUGGAAAGGUAUAAAGGCAUUAAAAGGCACGAAGUGCCUCCUCACGUCUUUGCCAUCACCGAUACCGCUUACCGUUCCAUGUUGCAAGAUCGCGAAGACCAAUCGAUUUUAUGUACAGGCGAAUCAGGCGCUGGUAAAACGGAAAAUACCAAAAAAGUUAUACAGUACUUGGCGUACGUAGCUGCUUCCAAACCGAAAAGCUCUUCAAUAGCUCCGCACGCGGCGUCAACUGCGCUAUUUAUUGGCGAAUUGGAACAGCAACUUUUACAAGCGAAUCCUAUUCUAGAGGCAUUUGGAAAUGCCAAAACCGUGAAAAACGACAAUUCUUCCAGAUUCGGUAAAUUUAUCAGAAUCAAUUUCGACGCUUCCGGCUACAUCGCUGGAGCGAACAUUGAAACGUAUUUAUUGGAAAAAUCCAGAGCGAUCAGACAAGCCACCGAUGAACGAACUUUCCACAUAUUUUACCAGUUAUUGGCCGGAGCAUCCGCCGAUCAAAGAAAAGAAUUCAUUUUGGAAGAUCCGAAAACGUACGAAUUCCUCAAGUACGGCCCGUUACCAGUUCCGGGAGUCGACGAUGCGGCCGAAUUUCAAUCCACCGUAAACGCGAUGAACAUCAUGGGCAUGACCAACGAAGACUAUUCGGCUCUGUUCCGAGUGGUUAGCGCGGUCAUGCUGUUCGGUAACAUGAAUUUCAAACAAGAACGAAACAGCGAUCAAGCGACGCUGCCUGAUAAUACGGUUGCCCAAAAAGUAGCUCAUCUGUUGGGACUGUCCGUCACCGAGAUGACCAAAGCUUUCCUUAAACCGAAAAUUAAAGUUGGCCGCGAUCACGUUACCAAAGCUCAAACCAAGGAGCAGGUUGAAUUCGCCGUCGAAGCGAUCGCAAAAGCUUGCUACGAACGUAUGUUCCGUUGGUUGGUGAACAGAAUCAAUCGUUCUUUAGAUCGCACCAAAAGACAAGGAGCCUCCUUUAUUGGAAUCUUGGAUAUGGCUGGAUUCGAAAUAUUCAACUUGAAUUCUUUCGAACAAUUAUGCAUCAAUUACACGAACGAAAAAUUGCAACAGUUGUUCAAUCAUACCAUGUUUAUACUCGAGCAAGAGGAAUACCAACGCGAAGGAAUCGAAUGGAAAUUCAUCGAUUUCGGCUUGGAUUUACAACCGACCAUCGACUUGAUCGAUAAGCCGAUGGGUGUGAUGGCUUUGUUGGAUGAAGAAUGUUGGUUCCCCAAAGCAACGGACAAGUCUUUCGUGGAAAAAUUGGUCGGCGCGCAUAGUCUUCAUCCGAAAUUCGUGAAAACCGACUUCAGAGGCGUAGCCGAUUUCGCUAUUAUUCACUACGCUGGAAAAGUCGACUAUUCGGCGGCGCAGUGGUUGAUGAAGAAUAUGGAUCCGUUGAACGAAAACGUGGUAUCUUUGCUGCAAGCGUCGCAAGAUCCGUUCGUCGUGCAUAUUUGGAAAGAUGCGGAAAUCGUCGGCAUGGCUCAACAAGCUCUCAGUGAUUCGACGUUCGGUUCCAGAACAAGAAAAGGAAUGUUCCGUACCGUUUCCCAGCUGUAUAAGGAACAACUCAACAAACUGAUGAUCACGUUGAGAAACACGAACCCAAAUUUCGUGCGAUGUAUCAUACCGAAUCACGCGAAAAAGGCCGGAAAUAUCGACGCGCCUUUAGUUCUAGAUCAGUUGAGAUGCAACGGUGUUCUGGAAGGUAUCCGUAUUUGUAGACAAGGUUUCCCCAAUAGAAUUCCGUUCCAGGAAUUCAGACAACGUUACGAACUCUUGACUCCGAACGCGAUUCCCAAAGGAUUUAUGGACGGUAAGAAAGCCUGCGAAAAGAUGAUUCAAUCGUUGGACUUGGACCACAAUUUGUACCGUGUCGGACAAUCGAAAAUUUUCUUCCGUGCUGGUGUGCUCGCCCACUUGGAAGAAGAGCGUGAUUACAAAAUCACCGACCUCAUAGUGAAUUUCCAAGCUUUCUGCCGAGGUUACUUGGCCAGAAGAAAUUACCAGAAAAGACUUCAGCAGCUGAACGCCAUUCGAGUAAUACAAAGAAACUGUUCGGCCUAUUUGAAACUGAGAAAUUGGCAAUGGUGGAGGCUGUAUACCAAGGUGAAACCUUUGCUGCAAGUGACCAAACAAGAAGAGAAAUUGAGCUUGAAAGAAGAAGAAUUGCGUGUAAUUAGAGAAAAGUUGGAUUCGCAAGUAAAGGUAGCCGAAGAGUUGGAGAAGAAACACAAAUCAAUCGUGGAAGAGAAAAAUAUCAUCGCCGAACAGUUGCAAGCCGAAAUAGAACUGUGCGCCGAAGCCGAAGAGAUGAGAAUCAGAGCUGUUACUCGCAAGCAAGAAUUGGAAGAAAUAUUGCACGAAUUAGAAGCCAGAAUCGAAGAGGAAGAAGAAAAAGUGACGUCGUUGCAACAAGAAAAGAAAAAGCUUCAACUUAAUAUUCAGGAUUUGGAAGAACAACUGGAAGAAGAAGAAGCGGCCAGACAAAAAUUACAGCUGGAAAAAGUUCAAUGCGACGCGAAAAUCAAAAAACUAGAAGAAGAUUUAGCUCUGACCGAAGACACCAACGUCAAACUGUCGAAAGAAAAGAAAGUUUUGGAAGACAGAGCCGCCGAUUUGGCUCAAGCUUUAGCCGAAGAAGAAGAGAAAGCCAAGCAUUUGACGAAAUUACGCGCCAAAUACGAAACUACUAUUGCCGAGUUGGAAGAAAAAGUACAUAAAGAUAAUCAACAACGACAGGAAAUGGAUCGCACAAAAAGAAAAGUAGAAACCGAAGUUAACGAUUUGAAAGAACAACUCAACGAAAGAAAGAUGCAGAUUGAAGAAAUGCAACUGCAACUUGGCAAAAGAGAAGAAGAAUUAACGCAGGCUCAGAUGAGGGUCGACGAAGAAGCUGCCGGAAAAGCGUCGAUUCAAAAAACGUUGAGAGAACUCGAGUCGCAAUACACCGAAUUGCAAGAAGAUUUAGAAGCCGAACGAAACGCCAGGGCUAAAGCUGAAAAACAAAAACGCGAUUUAAACGAAGAAUUGGAAGCUUUGAAGAACGAAUUGCUCGAUUCGCUGGAUACGACCGCUGCCAUGCAAGAAUUGCGUUCUAAACGCGAACAAGAAUUGGCCACGUUGAAAAAGACGUUAGAAGAAGAUACUCAAACGCACGAAGUAUUACUCACCGAAAUGAGACACAAGCAUAGUCAAGAAUUGGCUGAAAUCAACGAACAAUUGGAAUCGUUGAAAAAGUCGAAAGCGGCGCUAGAAAAAGCGAAACAAGGGUUAGAAGCUGAAAAUGCAGAUUUGGCUGUUGAACUGAAAACCGUGUCUUCCACUCGACAAGAAUGCGAACGAAGAAGAAAGCAAGCUGAAAAUGCAUUAGCCGAAAUUCAAGUCAAAUUGGCCGACUCGGAGAGAAUUAAAACCGAACUCGCGGACAGAGUUUCAAAGUUAACCAACGAAGGCGAAUCUAUAACCAAUCAGUUAGAACAAGCCGAAUUGAAAGCUUCGGCUGCUGUGAAAUCCGCUGCUACCAUGGAGACUCAGUUAUCAGAAACUCAGGCAUUAUUAGAAGAGGAAACUAAACAGAAAUUAGCGUUGAGUUCGCGUUUACGUCAAAUUGAAAGUGAAAAAGAAAGCCUUCAAGAAAGAUUGGAAGACGAAGAAGGACUGAAAAAGAACCUCGAGAAACAAAAUAUCGCUUUGUCAUUGCAAGUUAAUGAAAUGAAGAGACGAUCUGAAGACGAAGGCGAACAAGUUAUUCAGUUGGAAGAAGCUCGCAAAAAGUUGCUAAAGGAUAUUGAAACAUACCAAAGACAGAUCGAAGAAUUACAAGCGAAUAAUGACAAACUGGAUAAAUCGAAGAAAAAAUUACAAGCCGAGUUCGACGAUUUGAAUAUCGACUUGGAAGCUCAGCGUUCGAAAGUAAUGGAAUUAGAGAAGAAACAGCGUAACUUUGACAAAGUGUUGGCCGAAGAAAAAGCUGUAGCCGAGCAAAUAGCCAACGAAAGAGACACCGCCGAACGUGAAGCUCGUGAUAAAGAAACCAGGGUUCUGUCGCUGACUCGCGAGUUGGACGAUUUGAUGGAAAAAUACGAAGACCUGGAGCGUAGUAAAAAGCAGUUGCAGUCCGAACUGGACGAACUGAUGAAUAAUCAAGGAACAGCCGACAAAAACGUGCACGAAUUAGAGAAAGCUAAACGCAUACUCGAAUCGCAGCUUCAAGAACAAAAAUCCCAAAACGAAGAACUGGAAGAUGAAUUACAAAUGACGGAAGAUGCCAAAUUACGCUUAGAAGUCAAUAUGCAAGCUUUGAGAACGCAAUUCGAAAGAGAUCUACAGGCUAAAGAAGAUCAAGGCGAGGAGAAACGAAGAGGCUUGAUGAAGCAACUGCGCGACUUGGAAGCCGAACUGGAUGACGAACGUAAGCAGAGAACUGCCGCGUUGGCUGUGCGAAAGAAAUUAGAAGCCGAUUUGAAAGACAUGGAACAACAAUUGGAAAUCAAUAAUAAAUUAAAAGAAGACGCUUUGAAGCAAUUGAAAAAAUUACAAGCGCAAGCGAAAGAAGCAAUACGCGAAGCUGAAGAAGCUAGAGCCAGUAGAGACGAAUUAGCUUCCACUGCCAAAGAAAGCGAACGUAAAAUCAAAUCUUUGGAAGCCGAAUUAUUGCAAUUGGGCGAAGAUUUGGCCGCUUCGGAACGAGCUCGUCGAGCCGCCGAAAAUGAACGCGACGAGUUACAGGAGGAAAUCAGUAGCAGCGCGAACAAAGGAACGCUCAUGGUGGACGAAAAACGUCGUUUAGAGGCUCGAAUCGCUUCCCUGGAAGAGGAAUUGGAAGAAGAACAGAGUAAUUCGGAAAUGCUCAUCGAUAAAUCUAGAAAAGCGCAGUUAGCCAUCGAGCAGUUGACUACCGAUUUAGCCAGCGAACGAUCCACCACCCAGAAACUCGAAUCUAAUAGAAUGUUGCUCGAAAGGCAAAACAAAGAAUUGAAAACGAAACUAGCCGAAUUAGACACCACUCAAAGAACCAAAACUAAAGCUGUUAUCGCCACUCUGGAAUCGAAGAUCGUUAAUUUGGAAGAGCAACUCGAAGCCGAAGCCAAGGAAAGAUUGCUGCAACAAAAAGCCAACCGCAAACUGGAUAAGAAAUUGAAAGAUUAUAAUAAUCAGUUGGAAGAAGAAAGACGGCACGCAGAUCAGUACAAAGAUCAAGUUGAAAAAUACAAUAACCGAUUGAAGCAAUAUAAACGUCAAUUGGAUGAAGCGGAAGAAGAAAUCAGUCGCGAGAAGUCUCAAAAACGCAAAAAUCAAAGAGAACUGGAGGAUUUGAUGGAAGCUCACGAAAGUCUCAAUCGCGAAUACAAUAAUUUAAGGAACCGUUUAAGACGAGGUGGUGGAGGUGCUGCAAUUGGUUCGACGUCUACUCGCUUAUCGUCGACUAUUCGUGGCUCUGUUCCUACCGAUGACAAUGCCAGCGGAGCUUUGACCGAUGAGUCGUACGAUGGAACCGACGGCCGAUCUGAAACACCUUCGGAUAUGUGAUGAAAAAUCGUGUUGAAAUAUAUUUAUUUAUUUUAUUAAUACCAAUACCAAGUUGUUUUCCCUUCAAUUCCAACCAAUCAAAGUCGCCGGCUCAACGAAUUUGUGUAUAAUCAUGAUUUUUUUUUACCUUUUCUAAUGUUUUUUUUUUUAUUAUUUCAUCGUCGAAUAUUCAUCGAUUUUUCCCCUUUAAAUUCAACGUUUCGUGUUUAUUUUCUCUCGAAAUGAUGCUUAUAUUUUUUUACGUAAUGAAAACGAAAUUUAUUUAUUUUUUUUAUAUUUAUAUUCGCGUAUUGUAAUUAUUAAUUUUUAUAUCUCGUAUGUUUACCUAUAUACAUAUAUUAUUAUUUUAUAUUAUUAUUAUUAUUUUUUUUUUACUAAACUAAAGAAAUAAUUCAGUACUUACGACAUACAUUCCUAAAUUAAAGAAAAUGAAUAUGGUAGAUAGGAUUAAUAAAAUGUAAGUAAAAAAAUUCAUAUAAACGUAUUACGAUUUCAUUAUCGCUAAUUCGCCAAUCAUUAUUUAAUGUUAUCGUGUCUUUUUUUUCUUUUCUUUUUUUUUACGAAAAAAUGGUCUUUACUAAUAAUAUUUGUACUUUUAUACAAUAUGUAUUCAAUCAUGUUGGUUAUUUAAAUAAUUGUUUUAUGCGCUUUUUUUUUAUCUAGCUCUUUUAAGCCAGUGGCGUUGUAAGAAUUACAGCGGAUAUUUCCAUCAUUUUAUUCCUAAAUUUCAGUUACCUACCCUUUGUAUGUGUGUUUUUUUAAUUUAUAUACCUAUAAAUAUUAUAUAGAUAUUUUGUAUUUUUUUGUUUUCUAUUGCUAGCCAACAAAAAAUUUCGUAACCUUCAUUUUUAUUUACGUACUUAUUGUGUUACGACGAUGCAUUUAAACCUCGGCAAUUCUGCCUUCUUUGUUAACAAAAUGUUGUUUUUUUUUCUCCAACUUGUGGAAUUGUGAAUGAUGGAUUAAAUUUCUUCGGGGAAGUUUGAUCAACUCGAUGUAAAUUUUGAAAUAUUUAGUUAAUUUUGUUGUUUGAAAUGGUUUCGUGUCGUUUUUCUGCGCUAUACGUAUGGAAAAUGUGAAAGUUGGAUUUGAACUAAUAAUUAUUUAUUCGUUUAAAAUGUUUGUUGUGGUACUUUUUUUUUUUUACUUUUUGAAUUUUUUUUUCAUUUAUUAAUUAUUUGUAUCAGACGCCACUGACAAUAGUUUAAAAGUCACAUUACUAUUAACUAAAAAUAACUAAACAUUUGUAUUCGUUUUAACUUGUGAUUAUGAUUACAUCUUCGUGUAAAAAAGUUUAAUCAAAACAAUAUUGCAAUGUAAAAAGUAUAUAUUUUUCAGCGAU